Molecule: messenger RNA, 1183 nt
Organism: Chionomys nivalis (European snow vole)
Lineage: Eukaryota; Metazoa; Chordata; Mammalia; Rodentia; Cricetidae
Gene: Chad
Product: chondroadherin
Exons: 3
Coding region: 107-1183 (358 amino acids)
Cellular component (GO): extracellular matrix
Molecular function (GO): protein binding
Source: RefSeq, a predicted model, not a curated record
GCAGCCCUAUAAAUGGGCCGGUAGACACAAGAAUCGAGGACUUGCUGCUGCCAGCGCCCCGCAGCCGCAGCCGCAGCCCCCAGCCCUGGCUUCAGGCGUCCCGGCCAUGGCCCGCGUGCUCUUACUCAGUCUGGUCCUAUUUGCCAUCCUCCUGCAGGCGCUGGCCGCCUGCCCCCAGAACUGCCACUGCCAUGGCGACCUGCAGCAUGUCAUCUGUGACAAGGUGGGGUUGCAGAAGAUCCCCAAGGUGUCAGAGACAACCAAACUGCUCAACCUCCAGCGCAACAACUUCCCAGUGCUGGCUGCCAACUCUUUUCGGACCAUGCCGAACCUGGUCUCCCUGCACUUGCAACACUGCAACAUCCGAGAGGUGGCGGCUGGUGCCUUCCGAGGCCUGAAGCAGCUCAUCUACCUGUACCUGUCCCACAAUGACAUCCGGGUGCUGCGAGCCGGAGCCUUCGACGACCUGACUGAACUCACUUACCUCUAUCUAGACCACAACAAAGUGUCGGAGCUGCCCAGGGGGCUGCUCUCCCCUCUGGUCAACCUCUUCAUCUUACAGCUCAACAACAAUAAAAUCCGAGAGCUGCGGGCUGGAGCCUUCCAGGGUGCCAAGGACCUGCGCUGGCUCUACCUGUCGGAAAAUGCCCUCAGUUCCCUGCAGCCUGGUGCCCUGGAUGAUGUGGAGAACCUCGCCAAGUUCCACCUGGACAAGAACCAGCUUUCCAGCUACCCCUCCGCUGCCAUGAGCAAACUUCGGGUGGUGGAGGAGCUGAAGCUAUCCCACAACCCCCUGAAGAGCAUUCCAGACAAUGCCUUCCAGUCCUUCGGCAGAUACCUGGAGACACUCUGGCUAGACAACACCAACCUGGAGAAGUUCUCAGAUGGCGCCUUCCUGGGUGUGACCACAUUGAAACACGUCCACCUGGAGAACAAUCGCCUGAACCAAUUGCCCUCCACCUUCCCCUUUGACAACCUGGAAACCCUCACUCUCACCAACAACCCAUGGAAAUGCACCUGCCAGCUCCGCGGCCUUCGGCGGUGGUUAGAAGCCAAGACUUCUCGACCAGAUGCUACCUGCUCCUCCCCUGCCAAGUUCAAGGGUCAGCGUAUCCGUGACACAGAUGCCCUCCGCAGCUGCAAAUCCCCCACCAAGAGGUCCAAGAAAGCUGGCCGACACUAA